GAUUAAUGGAAGAAUAAUAACAAAACUAUAGUGAUUUGGUGAAUCAAGAAAACAGCUCAUUAAAUAAACCCAUAAAAUGGGAAGUAGAUGGAAUGCCUUAAACAAAGGUCGGGAAAAUGAAAAAAGAAGCUGUUUAUAUAUUUUGGUUUGAAUUCUUAGGCACAUUUAUGCUAGCUUUUUCUAUCUAUGCAAGCAAGUAUAAUUUAUUAUAAUUAAAAAAGUAAUAAUAUCUUUGUUUUCACUUGCGCAUAUGGUAUGCUAAUUCUAGUUGCUUAAAAUCAAAAAUGUACAUUCAAUCCUGCAAUUACUACUGUAUUAUCUGGGAAUGAUAAAGGUUUAUGGGUGUCAGUGGCUAUUGCAAGUUAAUUUGGAGGAGCAUUUCUAGCAAGUUUGAUAGGUUUCUUAUGCUUUAAGAAUUAGUAUUCAUUUUUAUAGACUAUUUUAUAGUGUUAAUGAAGUUCCAUAUUUGUCCUAAACUACUUUCGAAGAAUAUUUUGCUGUUAUUAUAGGAGAAAUCUUAGGAACACUUAUCCUUACUGCUGGAUUUCUCUUUUAAUAUGAUGAUCUAAUGGAUUUUACAGCUGAUAGAUUGGAACAUAGUAUAGUUAUUAGUGGAUUAUAUGGAGUUGGUAGAACUUUAAGUUAUGUUGCUAAAAGUAGUCUAAAUCCAGCUAUUGCACUUGGGUAUAUAUUUAAAAUCAAAAUUUCUAGACUUGUCUUUUUUGAAUGUUGUAAAGAUGGCCAUUGGGCUAGAUUUUGGAAUCUAUGGAUAUAUGCUGGAUUACCAUUUAUUGGAGCUUUUAUUUCAUUAGCAUUGAUUAGAAUAUUAUACAAGGAUUGUUAUGAAAAAUAAAUUAAGGCGGGUUUGAAGUAUUGAAUGAUCU
Messenger RNA from Paramecium sonneborni, 884 nucleotides. NCBI's taxonomy places the organism in Eukaryota, Ciliophora, Oligohymenophorea, Peniculida, Parameciidae. The record is from the annotation of a GenBank genome assembly.